CAAAGUCCGCCCCCUCUAGUGUUUACUUUCUCCUUCUCAGUCUCGAGAGGCCUGAUUUCAUUUCUUCCUUUCUCGACAAUAACGCGUGCUUUCCUGCCUUCCUUUGAGAUCAAUUGUUUGCUUAAGCGACGAACGACUGCAAGGAGGAUAUUAACGAAUAUCUUUUUGGAUCUUGAGCAAAUUAAUCGCUCAUAGCGCUGAACUGUGUGAGCCUCGGCAAGGCUUUGAACAAACGGCUGCUGCAAAUUCUGCUGUCUCCAGAAAUUCAACUACGAGUACAGCGACUCCGGCAAAGCCACAGUUUCUGUUUCUCACAAUAACGCAAACUUCCAGAGAAACACCAUGCAGAAUCCUAACGGAAAUCAUCAUGCUCCUGGACAAUCUGCCCAACCACCAGCCCUGUACCUCGAGCCUUCAAUUAGUACUACUACAGUGGUUACAACCACAACGACCACUACUACUUAUGCACCCAUUCCACUUCCCGCUCUCCCUCCAAUCACUGCGCCACCUCCAAAAGACGGGAAAGAAUACCCCUUAUACAAUGCUCAGCUACCGCAUAGCGCGAGAGAGUUCAAUAUAGUCUUUCCCGGCGGAAAGAAGGCUUUGUUUCGAGAUCAGAGCGAGGGGAUCGAAGCAGAAGGAAGCGGAACGAACAAUGCAAUGGGAUCGUCAAGUUUGGGUGAAGGGGAACUGACUUCAGGAAAAGGAUGGCGGAUGUUACCUCGUGAAGAUUCGCAUUCAAACUCUUCUCAGUCCCCACCGAACGUGAUUCCGGUGGUAGGACUCAACGAAGCUUUGGAAGGCUAUAGCACCAAGAAGCGUGACCGUGGUCAUGAAUUCGAGUUUGAGUCGAUUGCGAUGGAAGAUACACCAGCGAGAAAGAAAGCACGAGCACCACCAUCACCAUUACCAUCGCCGCAUGGAUCACCACCUCCAGAUGCAAAAUCAUCCGUUGGUUGGCAUUCGGAUCCUCAGACCCAAAUCGUUCAAGCGCCAACACCCCCGACGCCGUUCGAACCUGAUCUGAGCAUGACUACACUUCUCGCUCUCCCAUCCCUCCUUAAUCAUUUUACCUCCCUUCCAGAAUCUCUGCAAUCUCAUGUUCUCUUGAUGCUGCUUCGGCACUCCCCUCUCCCUGUAUUGCGUACCCUUCAUAGUGUUCUGCAUCCUACCCUCGCACGCGACUUCCUUACGUUACUUCCUCCGGAGCUAGUUUCUCACAUCCUCGGAUUCUUUACGUUAUCAGCUCUUGGUAGAGCUUGUAGAGUCUGCAAAUCCUGGAGGGGCAGAAUCGAAGGAGACAAGGUCCUUUGGCGAGAUCUUCUCAUGCGAACAGGCUUAUGGUUUGGCGGCGAGACUGAGGCCAAUUUUGUCAAGAUGCUGAUGAAAAAGCGGCGGAAUGCCAUUGAUUCAGAAAAUACGCUCCCGCUUGCACAUCCAUACAAGAUUCUAUUCAAAUCGCGAUACCUCACUUACACACGGUGGAUAAACAAUCCGUCACCCAAACACAUUUCAUUCCAUGCACACGGUCAUAGUGUCGUCACUUGUCUUCUGUUCUCACAAAAUCGUAUCAUCAGUGCUUCUGACGACCAUUCCAUCCAUGUUUACUCUCCAACCACAGGUCGCUUAUUACUGAGCUUGGAUGGACACGAAGGAGGUGUAUGGGCAUUAGCCGCAUACGGAAAUCUUCUGGUUUCUGGGAGUACUGAUCGGACAGUCCGGAUAUGGGAUCUGCAAGAAGGACGGUGCUUACAUGUCUUUGGUGGGCAUACGAGCACUGUUCGAUGCUUGGCUAUCGUCAAACCGGAAUGGAUCACUCAUCCAGACACAGGAGAGAGAGAAAAAUGGCCAAAACGUACUGUCGUUGUGACUGGUAGUAGGGAUCAUACACUGAGAGUUUGGAGGUUGCCCAAACGCGGUGAGAGGGAGUUCGACUCGCGUUUACCACCGUCCCCCUCUGGGCAUGCCUUACAAGCCAAUCCACCCCUACCACCUUCAUCACCGGAUAUUUCAGACCCGCCUGAUCCAUCGUUGAAUCCAUACCAUAUGCAUCUUCUAUCCGGACAUACCCAUGCUGUUCGCGCGCUCGCGGCUCGAGGAAGGACACUCGUAUCCGGAUCGUACGACUGUACCGUUCGCGUAUGGGAUAUCCCUACUGGUCGAUUGGUACAUACUCUCAGCGGACACACGCAAAAAGUGUACUCCGUAGUCCUUGACUCCCGAGAUGGGACCUGGGGCUCAGAAGGUUGGGGAUAUGGCAGUGCCGCUUCAGGUCGAGGAUCAGAUGGACGGGCAGCCUCAGGUUCGAUGGACGGUACUGUUCGUUUGUGGUCCAUCACAACUGGAGAGUGCCUGCAUGUUCUAUCCGGGCAUACAAGCCUUGUCGGCCUCCUGGGCCUCUCGCCUUCGUUCUUGGUGUCAGCUGCGGCCGACAGCACACUGCGUGUAUGGGAUGCCCGUCUUCCAUCAAACGAUGGCUCCUACAACCGGACUUCUCUCGGCCCAAGUCCCAGUUCAAACUCCGCCGAUCUACUCAGAGGCGUGAUGACUGGCCAUACAGGUGCUAUAACGUGUUUCCAGCAUGACGAAUGGAAAGUCGUUAGUGGAAGCGACGGUACGUUGAAGGUCUGGGACUUGCGGGACCUCAACUUUGCCAAUACAUCUUCUUCUACUUUGAAUGUGGCUGGCGGUACAGGAACCGGUGGAUGGGGCAUACCUGGAGCUGGGUGGGGCGCUGCUGGGUUCGGCGCAAUUCCGGGUGCUGCAAUUGGCUUUGGCGGGGCUGCUGCCCCGGGACCUGCGGCUGUCGGCGGUGCUGGUGCUCCUGGGGGCGGAGCAGUCCCUGUCGUGCGGGACCUUCUCACAGGCAUUACUGGGGUCUGGCAAGUUGCAUUUGAGGGUCGUUGGUGUGUCAGCGCGAGUAACAGAAACGAUGUGACGGUCCUAGAUGUGUGGGACUUCAGCAAGACCGAAAUCGCUACUGGUGAUCCUUUGUCCAACACUACUGGGAGUGGUAUAAUUGAGGUUAACGAAGAACAAGAAGAACGGGAGAGGGAGUCCAAAGAGGGAAACGUUUGGACAUGGGAGGAUGAAGAGUGGGUCGGUGAACCACCCGGUGCGAUCUACGAUUAUGAAGACUCGGAUGUCGAAGAUUCAGAUGUCGAAGGAGAUGCAGGUAUCGUUGGGAGGUAUCAAGAUGGCGAUAUCGAGCUCAUUUCUGUACAUGAAGAAAGAGAUGACGAUGACGAUGAUAUAGUCUAUACGGGUAGACGACCUCCUUCGUCAGGGCGACAAGAAUCCAUCCAUCCCCCUUACCAUGUCUAUCGGCCGCCCUCGAAAGUCUUCGCAAGUUCAAGUUUGAUUAAUGCCGAGACCCAAACCGCCCCGCGUACACGAAGGACGACUCGAGCCAUGAGUGAAGUCUCGCGAACUUCCGAACAUAGCACGCGGAGUCGAGGGAGCAAUAGCAGAAUGGACGUAGACGUCGAGAUCGAUGUAGAUGUCGAGUUAAUGCCUGAAGUUCCAGAAGAACCACUUCACGAACAAGAGGCAGAUAUAGAAGGUGAUGGAGAAUAUAGGAAUCUCGCUGAUGGGCUAGAAGGUGACGAUAGAGACGCAGAAAUGGUUGAGGACAUGAUGGAAAUCGAUCGAGACUUUACAGAGUCAAAACGAUCUUCCCAAAUUCACUCAGCAGCGCGUCAUCGUAUAGCUUCUAGACGUCUCGAAGAAGAAGAUAUCAAUUCUCUACCAGAAGCAUCUACUUCACGACAUCGGCAUGGCCCUGCACGUUCAAAACGAGCUUUUACUCCUUCGGCACCAAGUCGACAAGUGUCUGGGUCCUCCACGAAAGCCUUCGCGGGAUCAUAUGUUGGGAGACGAGGUCAUGGCCCGUCGACUUCUGCAAACCGUGCUGCCGAACUGGGCGAAGGAGAACUGACCUCCUCUGGUUCGAACUCCGCUGCUGAUACACCAGGUGACGACGGAGAAGUGAGGAUGAGCUCCCCAGGUGUUGCAUCUGCGAAUACGAAAGGCAAUUCUAGACGAAGAUGGUUGUGAUGACGCUCUAGUUUGCUGAUUCAAUACGACUGUCUACUGUGUCGUCUCCCUCAACAAUCUUGACUAUGUAUAACUGUCCUUGUAAUCAAAGCGGACCAUUAACGAUCUUAUCAUUUGACUGUCGCCCCGACAAUAAACGAUUAUUAUAUCUCUUCUUCCGUGCGGAUCUGAUAUCCUGUUCGUUCUUCGUUUCCUCCUCAUAAUCUACAUACCUGUGUUCUUUUGUGUUUUCUUCUCCUGUAUCGGUAUCAACUUGUUUUCUUACUUACAGCCUUAUUGACACCUAUGCUCAUUUUCAUUCGGCCUGACUCUAAAGAAGCACUACAACCAACAACCAGGCAUAUUACACACAACUCAUUUUUUAUACUUACCUUUAUUCACAUUGGAAUGUCUUGAAGUUUCGAGUGCAAACUGCCUUAUGAAAUU
Lentinula edodes (shiitake mushroom) is the source of this 4482-nucleotide messenger RNA. Its product is annotated as WD40-repeat-containing domain protein. Gene Ontology annotation, molecular function: protein binding. NCBI's taxonomy places the organism in Eukaryota, Fungi, Basidiomycota, Agaricomycetes, Agaricales, Omphalotaceae. Bases 343 to 4056 code for a protein of 1237 amino acids. The transcript has 4 exons. The record is from RefSeq and is a predicted model, not a curated record.